Messenger RNA from Prunus persica (peach), 1443 nucleotides. Its product is annotated as aspartic proteinase CDR1. The transcript has a single exon. Gene Ontology annotation, cellular component: extracellular region. The record is from RefSeq and is a predicted model, not a curated record. NCBI's taxonomy places the organism in Eukaryota, Viridiplantae, Streptophyta, Magnoliopsida, Rosales, Rosaceae. The coding region runs from base 1 to 1443 and encodes 480 amino acids.
AUGGCAGCUGCAGAUCACUCUACCCUUUGCCAUUUACACUUGGUGACUAUUAAUCUUUUCUUUUAUCUUGUAUGUCAUUCUUCAUUAGCAAGCAAUGUUCAUGGUGGUGGAUUCAGUGUCCAACUUAUCCGCCGAAACUCCCCAAAUUCACCAUUUUAUAAUCACAAUAAAGCUCCUUCAAGGAGCUUAUACAGAAGCUUUCGACGUCUCAUGGAGCCAUCCAAUCCAAACACACCACAAUCAGAAGUAAGACGUGACUAUGAUGGCGAACAUCUUAUGAAGCUCUCAAUUGGAACUCCACCUGUCGAUAUUUAUGGGGUUGCUGACACAGGCAGCACACUGAUAUGGACACAAUGUGAGCCAUGUCUUGAUUGCUACAAGCAGAAAAAUCCCAAGUUCGACCCGAGAAAGUCCUCAACAUAUAGAAGCCUCACAUGUGGUGCACAAGAAUGCAACUUACUUAUUGACUCUGGCUCUUACUCUUGCUCAUCACCUGAUGAUCAUAAAGCGCUUUGCAAUUACAAUUACAGCUAUGUAGACGGUGCAGCCACCAGAGGAGUACUUGCAAAAGAAACGAUCAUCAUGAAAUCCACAUCUGGGGAACCAGUUUCCGUCAAGAAUAUUUUGAUUGGUUGUGGACACAACAAUACAGGGGAAACAUUUCUUGAGAAUCAAAUGGGAGUAGUUGGGCUUGGAUCUGGGAACAUGUCAUUCAUUAAUCAAAUUGGUCCUGGACUUGGAGGCAAGAGGUUCUCCUACUGUUUGGUUCCACCUCAUGCCAAUCCCACAGCUACAAGCAAGAUGAGUUUUGGGAAUGGGAGUGAAGUGUUGGGUGAAGGGGUGGUCUCAACACCUUUGAUCUCCACACUGGACAAGACCGCUUAUCGCAUCACGAUAGCAGGGAUGAGUGUUGGAGAUAAGUUUGUGCCUUUCAAUUCAUCGGAGACUAAUGCUGUUUCAAAAGGCAACACCAUUCUUGAUUCAGGAACACCAAACACAUACUUACCACAACAGUUUUAUGAUCCCUUGGUUGCAGAGUUGAAGAAGCAGAUUCCAAGGACCCCCAUUGAAAUAGCGGACCCAACUUUUGGGACCCUAGUGUGCUACAAUACCGCGACGAAUCUCAAAGGACCAACAUUGACAGUGCAUUUUGAGGGUGGUGCUAAUUUGCAGUUAACACCAACACAGACCUUCUUUCAGCACCAAGAGUUUAAGAAUUUCUGCUUUGCAAUGCAGAACUCCAGUUAUGUCACUAAUGAUGAUUUUGUUCUUUAUGGAAACUAUGUUCAGUCAAAUUUCUUGAUUGGUUUCGACCUAGAUAGAAGGCUGGUCUCCUUCAAGCCAACUGAUUGUAUAAAUACAAGUGCUGCUAUUCCCACUUCCUUUUUCUACUUCUCCACCUACCUUUUGAAUCUUCUUCCAAUUGUAAUUUUGUCCUUAUAG